AUGGCGAAUGUCAGAACAGUUCGUGGGCGACAUUCGGAUAACUCCAGGUCGAAGCGUCAGCAACGGUUAUGGCGAGGACUUCGAUUGAUGUUUGGUGCAUUCGAAUACUGUCAUGAAUGUGAUGCGGACAUCUCUCUUCUAAUUCGAUUGAAAGACACGGGCCAAAUCUAUAUCUUCAAUUCUGAUAGACAGUGGCAGCCAUCCAAAGAGCAAUUAGCAGGUUACUACCCCAAGCCGAAACAAGUGACUUGGGAAGAACUCGCCUCUAAAUACCGAGUCUGA
Messenger RNA from Aspergillus eucalypticola CBS 122712, 282 nucleotides. RefSeq lists its product as uncharacterized. The transcript has 2 exons. The record is from RefSeq and is a predicted model, not a curated record. Gene Ontology annotation, molecular function: protein dimerization activity; DNA binding. Lineage: Eukaryota; Fungi; Ascomycota; Eurotiomycetes; Eurotiales; Aspergillaceae. The coding region runs from base 1 to 282 and encodes 93 amino acids.